Molecule: messenger RNA, 3669 nt
Organism: Pseudozyma hubeiensis SY62
Lineage: Eukaryota; Fungi; Basidiomycota; Ustilaginomycetes; Ustilaginales; Ustilaginaceae
Exons: 1
Coding region: 1-3669 (1222 amino acids)
Biological process (GO): siRNA processing
Cellular component (GO): nuclear RNA-directed RNA polymerase complex
Molecular function (GO): RNA-directed RNA polymerase activity
Source: RefSeq, a predicted model, not a curated record
AUGUCAGACUCGGAAACCGAGUCGGAUUCGUUCCACGAUGCCGCAGGGGUCGAUCUUUCCGACACGCCCGGAUCGUCUCAGCCGACAGAUGGGCCCGCCUCUCCACAAGCUCCUCUUGCCGCAUCAAAGAGUGCCAAUCACGAAAAGGCUCCAACCUGGGCACUCUUCAAAGAAGAUCUCAAUGACGACGGUGAACCCGGCCGUAUCUUCUUGCCCAUACCAAACACUGCUCGCAAGGAAAGGGUCAAAGUUGAGCAAGUGGAUCAAGUCUCGGAGCCGCUGCAAGCCGUUCCGCCCAAUGCGGAAGCAGAGUCGCCAUCCGUAGACCCUGUCUCGCAGACCGAUCACUCAAAUAGCUCCGUUCAUCAACCAGCACUGCCAAGGCAGUAUCUGUCUCCUUUCAUUGUGGUGAAACCCCACAUGCGAGUCAAGGCUAUGCAAAAGCAACACGACGGUCGACUCGGGGUCCCUUGGGGAGUACAGUACUAUCUCGCCUAUCUGGUCUCGUCCGGCCAUAUCAGCAUGGACGAGUUGAAGAUCACGACUGGAAUCAAGACGCUCAGGUCCGACUCGAACGUAGCAUCCUUCUCCGCGCUUCUGGACCCUAGCAACCAGGAUCUGCUUUGGGAGGACGGCCCAAAUGGAGCAGUCACCACGCGCCGUGCUACUAAGGACGAGCUGAAGGUGUACAACGAACUGGACAGGGAGAAUCAGAUGCGCGCCGAAUCGCAUCUCAACGGCGUCAUUGGCCCCCCCGGAGAGGAGAUGCGCUCAUACGGCGGACGAGUGCUCUUCGAGGGUAAAUUCGUGUGCUCCAAGAACGAGCAGAAAGGCGGUCAACACCGCACGUUCGGAAUUCAACUCUUCCGUCCCAAACUCGGCGGCAGUUGUCGCUUCGCGAGGAGAUUUGGCAGCGAAAGCAUCAUCAGGAUCAAGUUGGACCCGAUCAUGGCCAAGGAUGCACGCCGCUUUCCGCUCCAUCCCAAAACACGCGACAUUCAGCAAGAGAUUCGUCGAUUCCUUUCGCGCAAGAUCCAAAUCUUUGGCCGCGAGUACCGCCCGUUUUACUGCAAGGACGAGACCGUCUUUUACUUAUGGGUGGGCUCGGCCAAAGAAUCUCACCAUCAGCCGGAGCUCGACUGCGUCUGGGACUUGAUUGACCACCAUGCUCCUUUUUCUGGAAACGCGCACGCGCCGUUGGGAAAGUUCAUUCAGCGUGUACAGCUCGGGCUGUCAACCUCCGUACCAGCAUGCGUUGUCGAUAGGAUCAUAUACGUCGAAGAUAUCUUUGGUGAUCCCGAUCCAAAGACUGGGAAGGCCGUAGAGAUGACGGAUGGUGCCGGUAUCAUGUCGCUGGCUGUCGCAAGCGACAUUGCACAGCAUAUGGGUUACAAGAAAAUUCCGUGCGCGUUUCAAGGCAGAAUCGCGGGAGCCAAGGGUGUCUGGUACGUCGACCCGAAUGCAGAACGCGACCUACCCAUCGAGAAGCAAGAGCGCUGGAUCAAGAUCCGUACUUCGCAGAGAAAGAUCAACUAUCCCGACAAUAUGCCGCUAGACCUGAGCCAACUCACCGUGGACCUAAUCGGACCGUCGCGCACGUUUGCCCCCUCGACGCUGUCAAAACAGAUCAUCCUCGUCAUGAAGAGCAACGGAGUGCCCAUCAGUACAUUUUCAGACAUGCAGCAGGCCGGGCUGCAAGCGAUCGCUGACGAGUUUUCCGAUUGGUCCGGAUGUAGCGAUGUGGCCCGCAUGCGACUCGCUACUGUCCUCGAUCGUCAUUUCAAUGUGGAGUCGAUCAGGUCGAAAAGGAGCAUCGAUGCAGCUGAGCAUCGUGCUCAGGGUAUGGGAUCGCACGUGGGCACCAAGGACGGCGAUCAAGAUUUGGGCGACGAUGAUCGCGAGCUGCAAUUUGGUCAGGACGGUCGGCAUGUGUGGAACGGUAUGCCUGCCUGGAAAAUCGAACGCGCCUACGAGAUGCUACUCGGCGGAUUCCAUCCCGAAAAGUGCGCAUACCUGUCGGAUCUUCUCGUCGAAGCAGCCGACUUGGCGAUGAAGAAGCUCAUCCGUCGCUUUGCCAUCCCUGUUGCUCGUAGUGCCGAAGCGAUGGUCAUCGCAGACCCGACGGGUACGUUGGAAGAGGGCGAGAUGCAGUUUCGAUUCAGCGACGACGAUCUGCUCGAUCCCGACACGCGGCUGGGACUGAAUCAUGUUCCCGAAGGUGAGGUGCUGGUGACGCGUCAUCCUUGCUUGCUCCCGACGGAUGUCCGCAAAAUACGUGCAGUUGUACGCCCCGAGCUUAGCAUAUUCAAGGACGUCGUAGUGUUCCCAAGCAAGGGCAAGAGACCGCAGGCAUCGCUUCUCAGCGGCGGAGACUACGACGGUGAUCUGGUUAGGGUGUUUUGGGAGCCAAAGCUGGUGGAGUCAUUCAAAGAUUCGGACGUACGACACGCCGACUGUCCGUUCGACAUCAGCCAAGUUUUUGACCGUAACGAAAUGAAGGUGGCAAAGUUUGUACAAGCACAUGAGAAGCUGCAUAAGGAUGAACGAGACAGGCUGCUGACGGAACAGCUGGUUGCAGGUGCGUUCCAACCGGCCGUCCAAGGCAUCUACGGACGGUUGCAUCUCUAUGCUGCCCUGGAGUUUGGCACUGAGAGCGAAGAGGCAAUUGAUCUCGCCCACAAAUUCGCUCAGGCACUGGACAGCCAAAAGACGGGCCUCUCGAUCAAGCCGCAGAUUCGUAUCCAGGACAGCAAAAUGUUUUCCGGCGCUCUUCCGGACUGGGCAUCCAAAUCGUCGGACGAGCCAGAUUCCAAGGACUGGUUUGGCAUCGAAGACUACGGCGAGGCUUCAACAGCGCGCAAGAAUAGCUCGCGUCCAGAAUCGGUGUUGUGCGCACUAUGGAAGGAAGGCAAAAAGGAGGUGGGGCUUCUGAAGCAGAAGCUGCAGACACGAAGCGACAAAGUGCGAGGCGUCGAAGAUACAGACAUUUCAGGAGUAUGGAGACAGGCGAAGAGCUUGGGACGGGUCGCGUGGGAGAUGGAAGAGACUAUACGGACUCAAGUCAAGGUGAGCGAGGAAAGCUACGUGCGAACCAACUCAAGUACACGACAGAGAAUCGAGGCCAAAAAUCGCGACAUACGCUACGGCACGGCGACAAGCAGCAAGAGCGGAAAGCAAGGCUCACACAGCGUGCCGCUGCGCAGGGUGCGUUCGGAAGCGCCCAAAGCGAUGCUCACGAGUGCAACAUCAACGAUGACGGGCGCUGUUGACGAUCUGCAUCGAGACGACAUGUCUGACCGUCUGGACGGGACCACGGAGGUGCCCGUUGUCUUGGCGUCGGCGUACGCGGUGGCUUCUCGUUUUUGCCAGUGGCCAAGGAAAUUUGCGAAAGAGCACGUUGCCAAGAUGGAUGACCUGGAGGUGGAACGACUGGAAAAGCUUCGCGCAUCGUAUGCGUACUCGGUAACAUAUCACAGCAAGCCUCGAUUCUCAUUUGAGAUGGCGUGGCAUUGGAUCCUGAGCCUCAAAGCACAGGCCUGCGGGAAGCAGCAAGCGCAGGGAUCGGGAAGUUUGCAGGUGCCGACAUCGACGUUGGACCUCAUGUCACUUCGUGCCAAGAUCAUCCGACGCAACCACGAGAUGAGUCAGGGCCGGGGCGUCGAGAUCUAG